Callorhinchus milii (elephant shark) is the source of this 11198-nucleotide messenger RNA. It is a transcript of the gene xirp2b, whose product is annotated as xin actin binding repeat containing 2b. Gene Ontology annotation, cellular component: focal adhesion; stress fiber. The record is from RefSeq and is a predicted model, not a curated record. Lineage: Eukaryota; Metazoa; Chordata; Chondrichthyes; Chimaeriformes; Callorhinchidae. Gene Ontology annotation, biological process: actin filament organization; actin cytoskeleton organization. Gene Ontology annotation, molecular function: actin filament binding.
CAUCAGAAGCUGCUGCUGACACAUCAGGAAAGCAUUUGGUGGGAAGCGAGGCAUUGGCUGAGUGCCUGAUCAAGAAGGGUUCGUUGAGCCUUCUGAAGAAGAAGUGGGAGUCUUGUGAUCUUGCUACAUCGCCAACAACAAGGACUUUGCUCAGAAGCAAGUCCUACAAGUUUUUGCCUCAUUGCUCUGCCAGUAAUGUGAAGUUACCACUGAGUAAAUCAACUCAAACCAGGCUCUGCCACAGUACUCGUCAGUCUUCACCUCACUUCAACAACGGCCUGAAGUCCACAAACAUCCAGAGCUUCCACGUUAGCCACAGUACCAGCAGUAACAUCAAUACCCGAGCUAGAAUUACUGUGGUAAGUUCACCAGAAACCACCCCUGUUGUGAGACAGUCCAAGGCUGUUAUUUGUACCAGAAUGGAAAGUGAGUUGGAAACCCAAACCGUUGGAAGCGAAAGGCUGGGAAAGAAGGACAUUUCAGCUUCGCCCACAUCCCUGCACGAAAUGGAAACGAACGGGAAUGAAAUUGUCAGGGAAGACCUGGAGGCUGGCCGGAAGAUUGAACGAUUUGUGAUCCCACUCGCCAAUCUGAAGAUGAUGUUUGAGAUGUCAGACACGGCCUUAACUCCUGUGCAAGUGAGGAACAGCAAUAAGGAACUGAGAGGUAGAAGUUCGAUCUCGCCACCGUCCAAGCAGCAGCUUAAAACUCCUCCGGGCGACUUGUCCAGAGUUCCAGAUCGUGCAGUUAGCAGGGAACCUGAAACUUCUAUGACCAUGGAAGGCAAACAGUCAAACAACAUCAAGGCUGCCCCCACAUCUGAUGAGCCAGGCACAGCUCUCUCUGCACCUCUAGAUAUCCAGGAGAACAUCUCACUGAAGGAGAGAAUGGCGAUGUAUCAAGCGGCUGUGUCUAAGAAGGAAAGCGGCAACUCUUCUGGUCUUGCUCCAGAGGAAGAGGCUUGCACGCUGCCCGGAGGCCUGGCGAGUGUGAAGAAACAGUUUGAAUCACAAGAGAUCACAGCCUCACACAGCACGGUUACCCAGUACCAUUACCAGCAACGAUCUGUACAGGAGAUGACGAGCGCCAGUGAGGUUCAAGUAAAUAGCAGCAUUAGGACAACCGAACAGGAAAAUGGACCACCACUGAACAAACAGCUCGAAGCUUACCAGAUGGAAACGGCGUCUGUUAUUGAACAGAAUACUCAUCAGUCAAGCAGAACUGCCAAUUUUGUAGAUAAAGCGGAUGUGAUGAUUGAAGAUGAAAUGCCUAAAAUCUCGACUCAGAUGUUAAAACAGCAGUUUGAAAAAUCAACCCAGCCUAGCCCUGUUAAGUCUAUUCCCACCAAACAGACCAAGACAGAGAAUAACUUACAGCAGCACCUCGUUGUGUCCAGUUCAGUGAGAGAAGGCCGGAUUUCUGAAGAUGCCUCAUUAAAGCAUGUAAAUGUUGUAGCUCCUGUCACUGUUCCCGUCUCUGCCAAUUCCAGUCACUGUGGAAGCAUAGAAGAAUUCCCUCCUCCCCCUCCAGAACUGCUGAAGAUCCCAUCAGAGAUGACGACCUAUUUUUCCCAAUCUCCUGAACCACCCCCCUCUCCGAACAAUCCAGUCAUUCCUAAGGAACUCUAUUCCAAGCAAAGGAAUCUCUACGAACUGAAACGUUUGUACAAACACAUCAACCCGGAGAUGAGGAGGAACUUGGAAAAAGACUUCAUAGAAGAGAUCAGUGAGAUUGUGACUAAUGAAACGAAAGUGAACGAUGUAGUGGGAGAUGUUCAACAGGCAAAGUAUGCAUUUGAGCACACUGGACACAGCCCCCAGAAAUGUGUGAGCCCGGAACGGGAAUAUCUGGAGUGGGAUGAGAUCCUUAAGGGUGAAGUGCAAUCCAUGCGCUGGAUGUUUGAGACUCAACCACUGGAUUCCAUCAAGGACGAGGCUCCCGAUCAAUACAACUGCAGAUCUGUCUCACAGCAAGAAAUGAUUGCGGGCGGGGAUGUCAAGUACACCGCCUGGAUGUUUGAGACGCAAGCCAUUGAUACACUUGGUACAGGCUCUUCUGAUUCUACAGAAGUCAGUAUUAAAGUGCCCGAGUUAGCAAGAGGAGAUGUCCGCACUGCUACUUGGCUGUUUGAAACGCAACCUCUCGAUUCCAUGAAUAAAAUUUAUCAAGAGGAAGACCAGGCGCUGGCCGAGAAAGACAUCACCGCUGGCGAUGUCAAAACCGCACGGUAUUUGUUUGAAACUCAGCCACUCGAUAUUCUAGGACACUUGGAUUCAGUGGAUGAAACAAAUUUCCUGCAUCUGAGAACUGAAGUGGAGGAAAUCAAGGGAGACGUGAAGAAAACAACCAGGUUGUUUGAAACUCAGCCGCUCUACGUCAUCCAAGAUCAGUCCGGUCAGGUCCUGGAGAUCAAAACUGUCAGCAGAGAGGAGACUGAACGAGGAGAUGUGAGGACCGCACGUUGGCUGUUUGAGACACAGCCUCUGGGGAUGAUCAACAAAGACAUCUCACAGGUAAAAGUGGUGCGUGGUAUCUCCAUGGCGGAAGUUAAUCAAGGUGGCGUGAAUCGAGCUAAAUGGUUGUUUGAAACGCAGACUUUAGACAGUAUCAAAGAGCAAUCCGAAACAGAAAGUUCUGUUCAAUAUAAAGAAGAAAUCCAGGGCGCUGAUGUUCGCAGACAGUGUUGGGCGUUUGAAACCCGACCACUCGACUCCCUGAAAGAUAACGAUGAGGCAGAACCUUUGGAAACUAAGGAGAUAAUGGGAGGUGACGUACAGUCCACAAAGCACUUGUUUGAGACUGUCCGCAUGGAUGUUCUAACAGACCGCCCAGAGGUAGGGAAACUGAAGCCAGUGAUUGCGUCUGAGGAAGAAAAAGGGGAUGUCAGACACCAAACCUGGGUCUUUGAGACUCAAGCCCUUGAAAUGAUUGGGGAAGAAAAGGAGAAAUAUGCAACAAUACAGCUCGAGAAAAUCAAUAAGGGCGGUGUUAGCAAUUAUACACAGAUCUUUGAAACCAUGAAUUUAAGUGGCAUUGAUGAAUCUAAAAAGAUCCAAGUGGAGGGUGUGACCAGCGGUGCCGUGAAGUCGAACAAAACUCUGUUUGAAACGACUCCUCUCUACGCCGUUCAGGAUAGCGCUGGCCACUAUCAUGAGGUCAAGACCGUGCGGAGAGAGGAAAUUGUGAGGGGGGACGUGCGAACGUGCAGGUGGAUGUUUGAGACCAAACCGAUCGAUCAGUUCGACGAGAGUAUGGAAAAGUUUCAAAUCAUCAAGGGCAUCUCGAAAGAAGAGAUACAAUCUGGGGACGUCAAGACUGCCAAAUGGCUCUUCGAAACCCAACCUCUCGACGCUAUCAAGUAUUUCAGCAACGUUGAGGAUGAAAGUAGUGCCACACAGCAGAGCGAUAUUGUCCGCGGAGAUGUACAGACAUGCAGGUGGCUGUUUGAGACACAGCCGAUAGACGCUCUUUAUGAAAAAGCAGAAAUGAAGAGUGAAGUAGAUGAGGUCCAGAGAGGUGAUGUGAAAACCUGUACUUGGCUAUUUGAAACUCAGCCACUGGAUACCAUAAAGGACAACUCAGAGACCGUUAUCACAGUGCGGACAGUACAGCAGGAGGAUAUUCAGGGAAGGGACGUGAGGAUGGCCCGCUUUCUGUUUGAGACUGAACCUCUGGCUAGGAUCCAGGGGAAGGAAAAGGAAGCGUUCAGACGGGUGACCGAGAUAGAUGUUCAGUCCGGGGAUGUGUCGCGUAAGAAAUGGAUCUUUGAGAACCAGUCUCUAGAUUUGAUCAGUUCCGGUUCGGACCGGGUGCUGAGAGAGAUCCGAACCACCAAAGCAGAAGAUAUUCAGAAAGGCAACGUUCUCAACUGCACAUGGCUUUUUGAAAACCAUCCCAUCGAUGCCAUCAAAGAAAGCUGUGAAGAGCAGGAUAUCAUGCGCACAGUCACUGAUGUGCAAGGGGGAGAUGUUGGUAAGGGACGUUUUAUUUUCGAGACUUAUUCUCUGGAUCAGAUUAGAUCAGAGGAAUCGUCAGAAAGCACUGACCUCAAACAGUUCAAUGUGGAACAAAUCGAAAAGGGAGACGUGAAAAACUACACCAUGCUGUUCGAAACUCAACCGCUGUACGCCAUCAAAGAUAAGGAAGGGUAUUAUCACGAGGUCACCACUGUUCGGAAGGAGGAGGUGAUUAGCGGAGACGUGCGAGGGACCAGGUGGCUGUUCGAAACCAAACCACUCGAUUCGAUCAAAGAAACCGAUGAGGUUUACGUUAUCAAAGCAGUGACACAGGAGGAUAUUCAGAAAGGAGAUGUCACUUCUGCACGAUGGAGGUUCGAGACGCAGCCACUAGACGAAAUCGCGGAUCACGAAAAAGUUGUCGUCAAAACGAUUUCCGACAUCCGAGGUGGCGAUGUGAAAUCCAACACCCAACUGUUUGAGUCUGAUCUGGAUCAAAGGUACAUUAGGACAGUGAGCGUGAGUGAAAUCCAGCAAGGUAAUGUGAGGACCGCGACAUGGCUUUUCGAAACGCGCACCAUCGAUGAGCUCAAGGGCGAAGACUGUGAGUAUAACGAGAUCAAAACGGUCGGGAGAGAGGACGUCCAGAGAGGAGAUGUCAGGCAGGCAAUCUGGCUUUUUGAAAAACAACCAUUGGACUCGAUACAGGAAACAGACGAAACCAAUACAAGAGUAAUCCGCGAGGAAAUUCCACCAGCGGAUGUCAAGACAACCACCUGGCUCUUUGAAACCACACCUUUACAUCAAUUCAACGAGAGCUCAGUGGAAAGGACAGAAAUAAUAGGGAAAAGUAUUUCACAAACGCUCAAGUCACUGUAUGACUGUAACAUUGUCCAGUCUCAAGGAGUCCUGAUUGAAGCCGAUGAGAUUGGAGAUGUCCGAAUGGCCAAAUAUAAGCUCCUGAAUCAAACCUCCCCUGAGAUACAGAGAGAAGAGAUUGUCCGAGGGGAUCUCCGAAAGAUCAUGAUGGAAUUGCUGGCCAACAAGGAAUCCACAGAGAGAGGGAUUAAAGUGGGUCAGGAUGAAAAAGGCAACGUUCAUUUGACCACGACACAGCUUCUGAACAGCUCAACCGACAUUAAUGUGGAAAAGGAAGAAAUAAUCAGUUGUGAUAUUCAACAGAUUAUCAACAGCCUUUUGAAUGAUGACGUCUCUGCCAAAAAAGGGAUUCUAAUUCAAGAGAGUGAGAAGGGCGAUGUCAGGAUGACCAUUUAUUCCCUUCUUAACCAAAGUAGCGAGACCAACAUUCAACAAGAUGAAGUUCUAGGAGGUGAUGUACAAACUGCCAUUGAUAACCUGUUAGCCACUUCCCAGGGCAGUAAGAUGGCACGCAGAGCUGUAAUCGAUGACACUGAGAGAGGUAAUGUUCAGUUCUACACCACCUGCAUAGAGUCUGGAGCUUUAGACUAUCUCAAACUUCUCCAGCAAAGUUCUGACGAAAGCUUUGUGUGCCAGGAUGAGUCCAAAGAAAUAAUCCACGGGGAUGUGGAGGGAGCCAAGAAAAUGCUUCAACAACAGCAAAUUCAAGUCGAACGCAUGGUGGCCGAGUCUGAGAUUGUACCCGGUGAUGUUCACAAUACAUUGAUUACUUUUAUGUCUGAGCAGAAAAAUGAUUCUGCCCGUGUGGGCCGAGAAUCUAUUAUAGGAGGUGAUUUAAGAGCCACUUUGGACUCGCUCAGUCAGGCCGUAAACAAACCUGCGGUGGUGGAAAAGGAGGCCAUUGUACCAGGUAAUCUAUCUGCGACUUUCAGAUCUCUGGAAGAAGCAAGAUAUCAACUCAAAGAUCUUGAAAAACCUGAAGUUGUUUCAGGGGAUGUGAGAGGGACCCUGGAAUCUCUGGAGAAGUCAGUCAAUACCAGGGCAGAAGUGCACAGAGAGGAAGUCAUGCCAGGUGACCUCCAGAACACUUUAAAAUCCUUGAGAGAAGCACAAAGCUCAACGAAGGAGAUUGAGAAAGCUACGGUCGUAACUGGCGACCUUCAGGCAACAAUGCAAACGUUACUGGAGACGGCGGCUGAGAGGAAAGUCGCACCACGUCAGGUGAGCAACAGAGGAAACGUCAAAGCUAUGAUGCAGAGUUUACUGGAGCCCCAACAACAACAACAACGACAACAACACACAGUUCAAUACCAAGACAGUUCAGAAGGCGUUCAAAGCACCAUUAAAACUCUGCUGCAAGGCGAGGAACAGAUAUCCUUUGCAAAUGAUGUCGCUUCUGAAGGAGAUUUGCAAGUUUCCAGAAAGUUCCCUGCAGCAAAUAAAGAUCAAAGGAAGAUAGAGAUUGUAAGAGAUGUUAAAGAAACUGUACAGACAAUGAGUGCUGAACAACAUGAGCAACAAGUUCAUAUGAAAGCGGCUGAUUCCGUCGUCAGGAGCCAUCGUGAGAAACUCCAAUGUCUCUCAAAUGCCAAAGAACAACAACAACAACAACAACAACAAAAUAACGUGUUUGGAGCCAUAAAGAGAGAUGGAAAGAAAACCGUGAACAUAUCUGAAGACUGUCACGUCCGGGUGCCGUGUAAGCAGAGUGGUGCUUCAAGUACUCAAGUUAUCAAACAACAAACUACAACAGCCAGGGCUUCGACUGAUAAAUACACUGUGCACAGAACACAAGAGACCUCUGGUGUAGGUAACCCCCAAAAGGUGACACAGCAGGUUCCAGUCUCAAGGAGAAAUGCUAAACCUAUUGAAACACCCCAAACUGAGGUCAAUACUACAGCCGAUCCAAUCCUUACACAAAUGACUAUAGUUCAAACCAUUCAAAACCCAGUCACUGCUCCACAACAUUCACAGAUAGCAACCCAAGUAAUCCAGACUUCCCUGUCUCAGUCAACCCAGGAGCAUAGUAUCAAACGCAAGCAGGAAACACUAAGUAUGAAAGAGUCCAAUACAAGUCUAGAGAACUACAGCAAGUUUAUACAUAAAAAUCCUAUUCCUAGCAUGUUCCUACCUGGAGCUGCUUCAUUGGAGAGAUCUAAUCUACCUGCAAACAAGAUUGACAUUAAAACUCAUAAUCCAGGAAAGAAAGGAAUAAGCCAGGUAAAAAUGGACAAGAACAGAAGUCUAACUGACCUUAAUUUCCCGCUCCCCCCACCACCCCCGCCACCUGCUCUGCAGCCCUCAGACACUGACCUUCCUCUCCUUCCUCUUCCUCCUCCACCAUCAAAUCUAGACUUUGAAAGGCAGAUGUUUGCUUCUCCUCAACCAUCCCUGACGUUAGUUCAGAACAAUCAAGAGACGCAUGAAAGCGACCACCUUCUGUCUACAAUAAGGACUAUUGACCACAAGUCCACAGCGGGUUGUCUCACUCCAUCUCAUUCACAUUCUGAAUUAGAUUUAUUGCCAUUGCCCCAAACAUCACCCCCUCCCCCACCACCUCCUCCUCCUCAAUUACCUUGUACAGGAAGAAAAUUGCUAGAUAAACCCAUAAAGUUCCACCCUUUGCAAACCAGCCCAAAAUGUGAGCCUAUUAAACCCAUUGAGCAACGGAAGCCUAAAGUAUUACGUGGGCUUCCUGUUUUGAAGCCAACGACUCAACCAAUGGAUGAAACUUCUGCACAACCCAAGGUUCCAGAGCAGAGACAUCACAAUGUUGCGCAAGAGAAACAAGUCAAACCAUCACAGCCAGAACAACCAGAGAUCCAGCCUUCAAAACGCCCAUCUCCUAUCCCAUCUUCAUCCCAUGAAGCAGUAAUCAGACCCAUUCCCAAACUCGCACAGCAACGAGAAACUCCAUCCUCUCCCGUCCCUCCUCCUCCUCCUCCUCCUGUUAAAGCUUUUGUGCCAUCGAAGAGGCUUCCCUCACCCAAACCAGACAAACCAAUAGUGACACCCAAACCUUACGUCAGGAGGUUUAAAACUCCUUUAAUGAUCGCUGAAGAAAGAUACCGAAAAGAGAGAGAGGAGAUGGAGAAAACUAAUGUGGCUAAAGUUCCUCAGCCCAUAACUGCAUGCAGAGCAGUGAGGAAUGUCUCAGAAGGUUCAGUUAAAGAGAUGCCGGAAGGUCUUGUAAAGGAUUUUACAGAGAAACCUUCAACGUCUGUGAUUAGCAGCUCAGCUGUGGAUCAUAUAGUUUCCACCCCUUACCAGGCCACAGGAAAACCCCUCACGUGUGGUGCAGUGCCUUGGGUUCCUCCUGAACAAACAGGAUCUGCUGUGGAAGAGCCACAGAUUGAUCAUAAGCCUGUGGGGUCUGUACUUGCAGAGCAUCAAGCUUAUUCCAAACAGGCAGCACACACACUGGACGAGGUCCAGAUUUCUGUGAAGCCCAAAGUCUAUUCUGCUGCAAGGCAGGACGUUUCUGCAACAACAACAUCAAGAACAAUUUCUUCCCAGUCCACAGUGGUAUCUGCUUCAGAGCAAUUACAGCACAUCCUGCAAUCUUCUUCAGAAGCAAUGAGUAGCAACCAGCAGAUCUUGAAUGCAUUUAAAGACUCGAGGAAAGAUAUUGUUUCAGGCAGCGUGAAACCAACACAGCAGCAGGGAAGGGAUCAAAUAGAAACAGACAAAAAGACAAAAAUUGGACAAUCCGGCCCACUAAAAACCCAGUCAGGGCCUCUGCCGAAAUUUAAAGUCAAAACUAUUGAGCGACCAAAGUCGGAGCAAAUGAUACAAGCAAAUAAAGAAAAUGUCCUCGCACAUACACGUCAGCAACAUCAAACUACCAGCCACGCAGAAACUAACGUACAAGAGAGAAGUGUUAAACAGUUUGAACAAAGGGAGCGUGUGGCUGUGGUCACACAAGAGCAACGUAACACUGCAGUUCAUCAAUCCCACCUGACGGAAGCUCAAACAGCGGCGACUGAAGCCACAGACCGGAAGGUUGAAAAGACGCCUGCUUCACAAACACUUGGGUUGAGCUCAGCUGCACAAAGUCACAUGAAAAUCAAGGGAGUCCAUCUGGCAGAUCAGCCAUCGUAUUCAGGCCAUUUUAAAGAAUCGGGGAGAAUACAGCAAAGGGAAAAGGGAGCAAUAUCCAAAGAGGCAAAGACUGAAAAGGCCCAGAAACAUUAUGUUAAGCCUCGGAAGGAAACCUAUCCGAUGGUUCAAGGAGAGCAACUUAACGCAGGCUUAGCACACUUGGCAGGAAGGUCAAAGGGCUUAAGUGAGCAGGUCCAUGUGGGAAAGCAAGUCAACUGGAACCAAACAAUGGUCAGGGAAAGUCAGGUAGAACAUAAAACUGAACAACGGGAAUGCUUUCAGGCAGAGGAGCAAGUGAGUUAUGCGAGAGAAGCAAGUGGUAAAUCCGGCCUGGUCCCUACACCUGUCAAACAGGUGCAACAGGCAAACAAAGAGAGUGUGAAUCUAAAGCUAUCUGACAAAGGCAAGGCCAAACCAGCUCAAGUGGAAGUUGGCGAGUGCUACCGGAAGCGUGAGGAAUUGCAAUACAUUUUAUUCCGAGUGAAAGAGUUUGAAAAGGAGAAUGACUACGUGGAUUUCAAUGCAGUGAAGGCGUUUCUGGAGAGAGUUCCUGAAUGGUUAACACACUGGGACGGGAGGGACCCAAGGGAAGUGGUCAAAGAAAAGAAUCUGCAAAUAGUAAAACAAGAACUAGCGGCUAUUAAACAGGAAGCCAUCGCCAAGCUGAUACAGUGCGAUGAUUUGAUCCAGAAAGGUCUGAUGUCACUCUCUGGUGUCAAACCUGCCAGAGAAACGUAUGGACCUUCACAGAAGAUAUCCAGGAUAAGCAUUGGAUCUUCUAAACUGGACAAACAAGGGAAAAAUCAAGUUUCGCAAGAACAAAUCGACGUAAGUAAGAAAGAGCAGUGGCGUGAGGUCAGAGUCACUGAGCCUAGAGCCCAGUCUCCAGCCAAGAGAAUGCCAUCGCCUUCGCCCUCCUACAUCACCAUCGAGUCCACGGCAAGACGCACAGAGUCUCCGCUGAGACCUUCUCCCUCUCCGUCACCUUUUCAGAAAGAGUGCAGCCCCCCACCCCCACUGGCCCGAGACUCCACCCCCACCCCUCCCUUACCCCCCCGUAGGGCAGACACGCCAACCUCCAGAAUCCGCACGAACUCCACCUCGCCCUCUCCUCCCAGAGGGAAACGUGCCGACCAGCUGGCCAAGCUGAAAGACACCACAGCCAAGCUGUCGCAAGGCGUCUCACAAUCCGUGCAGUCUGUACACGUUCACGUGGCGGAGAAGAGGUCAGAGAUUGUUUCCUCGCCCGCCACUCUUCGACGUCAGCUAAAGGUUGACACUCCAGUGGCAGACAUAUCAUCUAAACCAGCUUCCCCUGUCAUGUCCGUCACGGUUAAAGAUAGAACAGACAAGUUUGAAGAGGUCAAAAGAACAGAAGAAAACCAAAUCUUUGUGCGUAGGGAUGUCUCAGAUAUUUCUCAGGGUUUGGGCUUUGACACGAACGAGGCAGGAUUGGCGACAAGCAAACAAAGUGACCACAAGCCCAAGGUAGAUCUCUCGGAAUUAGUUCAUAGGUUUGAAAGCCCAGAUCCAACCACUUACUUUAGAAAAGAACCCAUCUUAAUCACUGAAAGGCUGGGCAGUGAUAGUGAAGAUGAAAUCCUUGAGAAGACCGGUAUCGUUGAAGAAAUCCCAACGCUUGAUGUCAAGUCUGUCAGGACGGUGUUUGAAAGUUCCGGACGAACCACAAGUCCUGUGAAGCAGGGAAAGUUCCUGAGGGAUUGCAAGGUUCCCUUGAGCAAAUCUCCUCAACCCGGCCACAGACUCAAUAAAGAUGCGAGUCGGGGGAAGUCGGUGAAAUCGUCCGCAUAUUCUGAAGGAAUCAGUCAGCAGGUGGUAGGGGUGGAGGAACGAUGUGCUGUUGGGAGUACAGUCACCAGCUCAAGAUCCAGCACUUGUUGUUCUGAACGUUUGCAGGCGUACUCUCGCCACGCGCCACCGGCUUACGAAGACGUCAUUUCUGGACAAAUCUUUGACAUUUCGGCCGACGACUCGCCAGAGGAAUUGUUGAAGAAUUUCCAAAAGACUUGGCAAGAGAGCGAGCGCGUCUUCAGGAGUCUCGGCUACGAAAUCUCAGAAACCAACGAGAUCGGCUGGCAAAGUGACCAGCUUCAGGAACGUGGGUCGCUGAUCGAUAAUCCAGCUUCCAGCCAAGGAGACAUGCACGGCUUGUCAAAAGACGGUAUAUCCCAUGGAAUACCUGGCAGCAGACAAGCACAUCUUUCAUAAGUCCUGUUUUCGUUGCCAUCACUGUAACAGUAA